Molecule: messenger RNA, 882 nt
Organism: Anopheles arabiensis
Lineage: Eukaryota; Metazoa; Arthropoda; Insecta; Diptera; Culicidae
Exons: 2
Coding region: 123-797 (224 amino acids)
Source: RefSeq, a predicted model, not a curated record
CAUGACGUCAUCGGAACGCUAAUAAUAUUCGAACAACAACAAUACCACUAAAUCACAAACGCAGAACAAAUGCACAAACACAGUCUCGGCACUCGCGGCUGCCAAGGUCGUUUUGGAAGUAAAUGAUCGAAACGGACCGGGCAGUUAAAAUGACAUUUUCUCCUUCCCCACUGUGGCGAGCGUUAAUGGGUGCGGGCAGGGCAAGAUUAACACAGGUACCCCAGGGCCUAGAUUGGAAAGCAUUUGAACGGUGGUUUUCACUGCUAGUGCAAGCAUUCACGAUGUUGUGCCAGCUGCUGGUGACUCUAGCGCUUCUCGACCUGUCGCUCGGUCAGAGCGACUAUCCCAACUACCCGCAGGACACUCCAGAAGACACCAAUGCGUACCCCGAUUAUGGCAAUCCUGCGCCCCCAAAUCCGGCACCCACCAACCCACAGCCCGUCAAUCCGCAGCCCCAAUAUCCCGACUACAGCUACGUGGAAACGGUGCCAACGACCACCGCAACGCCCGCCACAGAACCGACCAAAAGACGGCAGGUGUUUCCACCGACACCUACCGGACGAUCGGGACCUACAAGACGGCAGCGAGCGAACCGAAUCGUGCGCUGGUACUUCAUGAAUGACUGGGGCUCGAUGCCGGUACGGGCGACGACCGUUGUACGUCGCCGCAGCAUGGGACGAUCGUCCCUGAGCAGGAUGCCACCGUACUAUCGCAGCAUGCUGGCGGGUUCCCGUGCCCUCAGCUCCAAUGCCCCAAGCACCACGGGGACACGACGCAUCGAAUAUUGGUACUGGUAGAAGGUUGUAGCGGACGAUGUAACGCACCUAAACUUUCACUGCAAUAAAGUCUCGCAAUAAUGAAGCUUUACCCGAAAUGGGAUUU